Galdieria sulphuraria is the source of this 504-nucleotide messenger RNA. RefSeq lists its product as hypothetical. The transcript has 2 exons. The coding region runs from base 82 to 366 and encodes 94 amino acids. Gene Ontology annotation, cellular component: RNA polymerase III complex. The record is from RefSeq and is a predicted model, not a curated record. Gene Ontology annotation, biological process: transcription initiation at RNA polymerase III promoter. NCBI's taxonomy places the organism in Eukaryota, Rhodophyta, Bangiophyceae, Galdieriales, Galdieriaceae. Gene Ontology annotation, molecular function: nucleotide binding.
GUAUUGGAAUGGUCACAACGUUAUAUAGAAAACACAGAACAAACCAAAGAACACAAAUUACCUAAUAACUUGAAACAGUUGAUGACACCGUUAACCCAAUAUUUGCAAGACACUCCAGCUGGAACGCAGUGCUCUUCUAGUCUACAGUCUUUGUUUACACAAUUAGAAAAGUUUCAGUUGACAGUGGGUGAACUACAAAUGAUCGCCAACCAAAGACCCAAUAGUGUAUUACAACUAUUGUGUAUUUUAUUUGACUGUGAAAGAAGGUUUACUGAAGAAGAAAUGGCAGUAAGUUGGGUUUCUACUUUCUCUCUCUUUCCUAUUGGUGAUCUUGUUAUUUGCUUAGGGAAUAUUACAAAUUAUUGACACUACUUUAGAGCCAAGUCCUAUCAAAGGAGAAGUGGAUAUGCAGUCUACUCCUAAUAGCUUGUAAGAGGAGUUGUUGAAGGUGGGAAUAGGUAUUUGACUCAUAAUAACUUGUUACGUUUUGUAAAUUACUUGUUG